AUUCCCUUCCCACACCGCACCCUUUUCACAACUUCCCCUCAAAGACAGGAUGGCCGUCCCUCUUUUCGGCCGCCUGUCUUUCCUCCUCCUCGUCACCACCGCCACCUUGGCCACCGGAAUCCACCAUGGCAUCAUUAUCCGAAAAUCUUUCUCCGAUAUUCCGACAUUCAGGGAGGCCCCGAAGUUCCGCAACGGGGAUGAUUGUAGCUCCAAUGCUUCCAAAACAAUCCAUAUUGCCAUGACUUUGGACGCAAACUACCUCAGGGGCACCAUGGCUGCUGUCCUCUCCGUCCUCAAGCAUUCAACGUGCCCCGAAAACAUGGAAUUCCAUUUCUUGUGCGGGAAGUACGAUACCAACGUGCUCCGAAGCAUCAACACCACCUUCCCUUACCUCAACUUCAGAGUUUACCGCUUCGACCCCAACCGAGUUCGUGGAAAGAUAUCGAGAUCCAUACGUCAAGCACUCGAUCAGCCUUUGAACUAUGCUAGGAUUUACCUCGCCGAUAUACUACCGCCGGAUGUUAAGCGCGUAUUAUACUUGGAUUCCGACAUCGUCGUGGUGGAUGACAUCAUAAAACUCUGGGAAGUCGAUUUAGAAGGUAAAGUGUUGGCUGCACCUGAAUAUUGCCACGCGAAUUUCAAACAGUAUUUCACGGACUUGUUCUGGUCGGACAAGGAAUUGUCUAGCACUUUCAACGGAAGACAGCCGUGUUAUUUCAACACUGGGGUCAUGGUGGUGGAUGUUGAUAAGUGGAGGCAAGGCGGAUACGCGGCGAAAGUGGAAGAGUGGAUGGCGAUGCAAAAGCAGAAGAGGAUAUAUACCUUGGGUUCGUUGCCACCAUUUUUGUUGGUGUUAGCUGGGAAUAUAAAAGCCGUUCACCAUAGGUGGAACCAACAUGGACUAGGGGGAGAUAACAUCGAAGGCAAGUGUAGGAGUUUGCAUCCCGGGCCUAUCAGUUUGUUACAUUGGAGUGGCAAAGGGAAGCCUUGGUUGAGGCUCGACUCGAGGAAGCCUUGCGCCGUCGAUCAUCUUUGGGCACCGUAUGAUCUGUAUGGCUCACCAGUUCAAUCUUUGGAAGAAUAAGGGAAGACAUUGGAGGAUACUUCAACCUGUUGGCCAUUAAUGGUUACGCGAAGGAUACUUCAAAACUAAAUGAAUCUACUGUAAUAUAGUGUAUGAACGGAUGUGCAACAUUUAUCUUUAAACAUG
Messenger RNA from Hibiscus syriacus, 1210 nucleotides. RefSeq names its product probable galacturonosyltransferase-like 4. Bases 50 to 1084 code for a protein of 344 amino acids. Gene Ontology annotation, molecular function: glycosyltransferase activity. The transcript has a single exon. The record is from RefSeq and is a predicted model, not a curated record. Gene Ontology annotation, cellular component: Golgi apparatus. Lineage: Eukaryota; Viridiplantae; Streptophyta; Magnoliopsida; Malvales; Malvaceae.